AUGGAUCGAUCCCCGAAGUUACCUCAGGCUGGAUGUGGAUUCUACGGUGCCGUAGCACAGAAUAACCAAUUUUGUAUACGAUACGCAACGUUGAACAAACCCAAGGAACCUUCGGUAGGCAAAACGGCUGAGUCACCCGUGGCAUCACUACCCACCGCAGGGGCAGCAUACUUCCGGAGAGAUUUACGGCAGAAUGAGCAACAACAGAGAAAUGGCAGUCCUGAUUCCUCGGAUAUCUUAAUUUACUACCAAAACGUUGGUGGUAUCAACAGCUCUCUCGUAGAGUACCAAUUGGCUCUGAGUGAUGGCUCCUACGACAUUUACGUCUUUUCCGAAACCUGGCUCAAUGGAAACACUGCAUCAAGUCAGCUGUUCGACAACUCUUACUCCGUCUACAGGCAGGAUCGUUCGUCGCUGAAUAGUAACAAACGCACGGGAGGUGGUGUAUUGUUGGCUGUUCACUCAAGGAUCAAAUCCCGUACGCUCAAUCCUCCGAGUUGCUCGACGGUAGAGCAUCUGUGGAUCGCUAUUACCACUUUGAACGCUACACUUUACUUGUGCGUAUUUUACAUGCCUCCUGAUAGGGUAAACGAUGGACCUUUGAUCAACCAACAUCUUGACUCUCUCUAUUGGGUUGUUUCACAACUAGAACCGAGAGACAACAUUAUGAUCCUGGGCGACUUCAACUUGAGCUCAAUCUCUUGGCAUCAUAACUCGCAUGGUUUUCUCUACCCGGUUUCUUCUCAAUCCUCGAUCUGCUUGACAUCACAAGAACUGCUUGAUUCCUAUUGCACCGCUGGACUGAGGCAAAUGAUAGGAAUCAAAAAUGAAAACGAUCGCAUACUUGAUCUGUGCUUCGUCAACGAAGAACUAUGUGAGCACUGCACAGUCAUGCAAGGACCAUCACCACUUGUUAAAAUAGUGCGACAUCAUCCUCCUAUACUGGUGAAUCUCAAUUUGAAACCUUUCCGACAAUUUCACGAUGCUUCUGAAAGUGUUUCGUACGAUUUCAGUAAAACUGAUUUUACCGCGAUGAACAAUUUCCUCGCACAAAUCGAGUGGAUAGAUGUAUUUCAAGGCUGUGACGCUAACCUCGCUGCAUCGAUCAUGUCGAGUAUUCUGCUGUAUGCAAUCGAUCAGUUUGUUCCAUUGAAGAUGAAACGUGAGGAUACCAAGCCUGCCUGGUCAAAUAGUGCCCUGAAGUAUCUUAAAAGAGUGAAGCAGUCUGCUUUAAGACAGUUCAGCAAGCACCGUACGGACUCAACAAGAGCGAAAUAUCUAAAGACGAAUGCUGAGUAUAAACAGCUCAAUAAUCGUCUCUUCAGUGCUUAUCAAGACCGUCUGCAGAGACGCCUUAAGGUAAAUCCUAAAGGAUUUUGGCAUUACGUCAAAGACCAACGUAAGGAAUCCGGUCUACCAUCUACGUUGACCAACGGUUUAUUGGAAGCUGAUACGACUACCGACAUCGCUGACCUGUUUCGCUCUCAGUUCAGUAAUGUGUUUGUCAAUGAACACAUCGAUCCGCAGGAUGUUGCUGCUUCUACCAGAAACGUACCUCGACUUCUUGCUUCUGAGCUGGAUUUUGUUAUCACUGACGACAUGGGCAGUCACCUAGGACCAUUUUUGUUCCUGCUGUACAUGAACGAUGUCAACUUCACUAUGAAAUGUCUGAAACUCUCGUAUGCCGAUGGCCUGAAGCUCUACUACGUGAUACAGCAACCGCGAGACGCAUUAUUCCUGCAACAACAAUUGGAAGCUUUUGCCGAAUGGUGUCUAACGAACCCGCCCAACAAUGGCUGUGGAGAUGCGCGGAAGGGUUCGGUGCGCGGCGGAGUGGGGAAGUCUUUUCUUGUUUGCUGA
Messenger RNA from Toxorhynchites rutilus septentrionalis, 1860 nucleotides. RefSeq lists its product as uncharacterized. The transcript has 4 exons. Gene Ontology annotation, molecular function: catalytic activity. The coding region runs from base 1 to 1860 and encodes 619 amino acids. NCBI's taxonomy places the organism in Eukaryota, Metazoa, Arthropoda, Insecta, Diptera, Culicidae. The record is from RefSeq and is a predicted model, not a curated record.